AUGGGUAAAAAGCGUGUGGAUCAAGGGCCGUCGUUACGUCAAGAGCGUGGUCGGAAUACAUUCAAUCGAAGUACGACAUGUCGUAGAGAAGAAGAGAGUGCAACAAAUUACCGUCGUCGUAUGUUUUCUGUCUCGCUUCGUAUGUGGGACUUUGAACAAUGUGAUACAAAGCGCUGCACAGGUCGCAAACUAUGUCGCUUGGGCUAUAUCAAGAGCAUGAAACCUGGUGCACACUUUCGAGGACUUGUACUAUCUCCUGCUGGUGAACAAGCUGUUUCUCGAGCUGAUCGAGACAUUGUAAUGGGCUCUGGUAUCUCAGUGAUCGACUGUAGCUGGGCUAAAGUACAAGACUUGCCUUACAAGCAGCUGCGCUCGGGUGUUCAUCGUUUGUUGCCAUUCCUUGUAGCUGCAAAUUCAGUAAAUUAUGGACGUCCACACAAGCUUUCUUGCGCAGAGGCAAUUGCAGCUACAUUAUACAUUGUGGGACUCAAAGAGGAAGCUGUUCAAGUUAUGGAUGAAUUUUCGUGGGGUGCAGAAUUUCUCAAAAUCAAUGCGGAUUGUCUGGCAAACUAUGCAGCCUGUGAAAACAGUGCUGACGUAGUAGAGGCUCAGAAUGCCUACUUAGCUGCAUGUCAGGCAGAACACGAGAAGCGUCGGCAGCGGAUGGAUUUGCCAAGUCUGGAGGAUGUUGAAGACGAUGAGAUUAUUGAGGAGGAGGAGGACGAAGAGGCAGUGGAACUUGAUCGCUUUGGCAAUGUUAUACCUCGCGAAACGUCGACCCAGGUACAGAAUCAAGAAAAAACUAUUGAGCAAGACUUUGACGAAACAAUUCAGCAGGAUGCAGAUCCAUCGUUAUUGUCACUGUCUCGUGCAGAACGCGGACAAUCGGACUCUGAUGAAGAGAUUACAAACUUGACGAAGAACUUGCACCUUGCAGUGGAUUCUGUUAAAAAAACGCAGAUGAUGCGUGAGGAGAUGCGCAAUGCCCGUGCUCUUGACGGAGAGAAGGAGGCAUACGCAUUCUCCUCUAUGGAAGAUGUCCACCGCCAGCAGUUGGUGACAGUGUGCUUGGAGCAAACAGCGGUGGCUGUGUCAGGUGAUGCAGUGUUGCAGUUGCCAAGGUCUGUGUAUCACCAGUGGGAACAAGAUGCUCAUAAUUUGUCUUCAGCAUAG
Molecule: messenger RNA, 1173 nt
Organism: Peronospora belbahrii
Lineage: Eukaryota; Oomycota; Peronosporomycetes; Peronosporales; Peronosporaceae
Source: the annotation of a GenBank genome assembly